AUGGCAACUUCCGUUAAUGGUGGUAGUCGUCGUCGUCCUCACUACUUGCUUGUAACUUUCCCGGCGCAAGGUCACAUAAACCCGGCGCUUCAACUAGCCAACCGUCUCAUCCACCACGGCGCAACCGUCACAUACGCCACCGCCGUCUCAGCUCACCGUCGUAUGGGCGAGCCACCUUCUGCCAAAGGCUUGUCCUACGCCUGGUUCACCGAUGGAUUCGACGACGGUCUCAAAUCCUUCGAGGACCAGAAAAUCUACAUGUCUGAGCUCAAACGCUGUGGUUCAAACGCACUGAGUGACAUCAUCAGAGCCAAUUUAGAAGACGCGACCUCCGGCACAGAGCCUAUCACCGACGUUAUCUACUCUGUGCUUGUCCCUUGGGCUUCUACGGUGGCGCGUGGGUUUAACCUCCCGACUACACUUCUCUGGAUUGAGCCCGCCACUGUACUCGACAUCUAUUACUACUACUUCAACGCCUCUUACAAACAUCUCUUCGAGAUUGACCCGAUUAAAUUACCGGGACUGCCACCGAUCUCCACCGGGGACCUCCCGUCGUUUCUUCAGCCCGGGAAGAUAUUACCGUCGGCUCUUGUAACGCUGAGAGAACACAUCGAAUCUCUCGAAUCGGAAUCGAACCCUACAAUCCUGGUGAACACUUUCUCUGAAUUGGAAUCCGAUGCGUUAACCUCCGUCGAGAAACUCAGAAUGAUUCCGAUCGGACCGUUGGUUUCCUCCUCCGACGAUUCUUCAGCCGGUAAAGCCAAUCUAUUCCGAUCUUCUUCGGACGGGGAGGAUCACACGAAAUGGCUAGAUUCGAAACUCGAGAAGUCUGUGAUUUACAUAUCCUUGGGCACACACGCCGACGAUUUGCCGGAGAAACACAUGGAGGCGCUCACUAGCGGCGUGUUAGCCACAGGCCGGCCGUUCUUAUGGGUCGUGAGGGCGAAAAACCCAGACGUGAAGAACCGAUUUCUGGAAUUGAUCAGAGGAAGUGAUCGAGGAUUGGUGGUUGGGUGGUGUUCUCAGACGGCGGUGCUGUCGCAUCCGUCGGUGGGGUGUUUUGUGACUCACUGCGGUUGGAAUUCGACGCUGGAGAGUUUAGAGAGCGGAGUUCCGGUGGUGGCGUUUCCGCAGUUCGCGGACCAGUGCACGACGGCGAAGCUUGUGGAGGACACGUGGCGGAUCGGAGUGAGGGCGAAGGAAGGGGAGGAAGGACACGUGGAUGGAGAUGAGGUGAGACGGUGUCUGGAGAAGGUGAUGGGAGACGGAGAGGAUGCGGAGGAGAUGAGAGAGAAUGCGGCGAGGUGGAAGACGAUGGCCAUUGAUGCUGCGGCGGAAGGAGGACCGUCGGAUUUGAAUCUUAAGGGAUUUGUGGAAGAAGACAAGGAAGAGUGA
This is a messenger RNA of Microthlaspi erraticum, 1395 nucleotides long. NCBI's taxonomy places the organism in Eukaryota, Viridiplantae, Streptophyta, Magnoliopsida, Brassicales, Brassicaceae. The record is from the annotation of a GenBank genome assembly.